AUGAUUGUGAUUGGUGAUGAUAUUGUGGAAAUCGAGGAACUGCAGAAGCGUUUAGCAUCUGUAUUUGAGAAGAAAGAUUUGGGCAUAAGCGUUGGUAGCCAAUUUAUGCAUUCACCUAGUGAGGAUCAUAUGGCUGCUGUAAUGCGUAUUCUGAGUUACUUAAAGUCUGCUCCUGGGAGAGAUAAACGUUCUAUAUCAGGUUACUUCACAUUUGUUGGUGGUAACCUAGUUACGUGGCGUAGCAAGAAGCAAAACGUUGUGUCUCGGUCCUCUGCAGAGUCUGAGUACAGAGGGAUUGCCCAAGGGGUUUGUGAAAUACUAUGUAUAAGGUGGUUACCUGCUGAAAUUGGGUUUAGACCGGAUGUUGCUACAAAGCUCCACUGUGAUGGUCAGUCUGCAUUUGAAAUUGCUAACAAUCCGAUGCAACAUGAUCGAACUAAGCAUGUAGAAGUUUAUCGGCAUUUCAUUAAGGAGAAGCUGGAGCAUAAGUUCAUUUCUAUACCUUUUGUGCCUUCUUCGGAGCAGAUUGCAGAUAUGUUGACCCAUGUCGUGUCAAAGCGCCAAUUUGAAAACUCACUUAACAAGUUGGGCAUUACCGAUAUCUAUGCACCAACUUGA
Messenger RNA from Prunus armeniaca (apricot), 618 nucleotides. Lineage: Eukaryota; Viridiplantae; Streptophyta; Magnoliopsida; Rosales; Rosaceae. The record is from the annotation of a GenBank genome assembly.